AGUUGUCUCUCUUGCAGUAAAUCUUUUAUUAGGAAGGUUUUGCCGGCUUAUGUGAGAGAGAAAAGCAAGAUUGUUUGUCAACCUUACUAAAAGAUACUAAAAUGGCAUUGAACAAACUCGCUAUAGAUGCACUGGAUCUCAAAGAUAAACGUGUUUUGAUGCGAGUUGAUUUUAAUGUACCAUUGAAAGAAGGAAAGAUUACAAACACUCAGAGAAUCACAGCGGCCUUACCAACUAUAAAAUAUGCCCUUGAUAAUGGUGCUAAGUCUGUUGUAUUGAUGAGCCAUCUAGGGCGACCUGAUGGCAGAAAACAAGAUAAAUAUUCCAUGUUACCUGUCAAAGGAGAACUAGACAAACUCCUUGGGAAACCAGUGACAUUUUUAUCUGACUGUGUUGGACCUGAGGUUGAGGCAGCUUGUGCUAGCCCUGCCCCAGGGACAGUGUUGUUACUGGAGAAUCUCAGAUUUCACGUUGAAGAAGAAGGUAAAGGAGUUGAUGCUGAAGGGAACAAGAUAAAAGCAGACAAGGCAGCAGUAGACACAUUCAGAGCCUCAUUGUCAAAGUUAGGAGAUGUUUAUGUAAAUGAUGCUUUUGGUACCGCCCACAGAGCACACAGUUCAAUGGUUGGAUGCCAGUUAUCACAGAGAGCAUCAGGGUUCUUGUUGAAGAAAGAGUUGACCUACUUUGCCAAAGCAUUAGUCAGUCCUGAGAGACCAUUCCUAGCUAUUCUUGGAGGAGCCAAGGUAGCAGAUAAGAUCCAGUUGAUAGAAAAUAUGUUAGAUAAAGUGAACGAAAUGAUCAUCGGUGGAGGAAUGGCAUUCACCUUUCUUAAAGUUCUAAAUAAUAUGGAGAUUGGUUCCUCCCUGUAUGAUGAAGACGGUGCUAAGAUUGUACAGAAACUGGUAGAUAAAGCCAAGGCUAACAAUGUCACCAUUACCUUACCAGUAGAUGUUGUAACAGGGGACAAGUUUGCUGAAAAUGCUGCUGUAGGACAAGCCACAGUAGAAUCUGGUAUCCCUGCUGGAAGUAUGGGUCUUGAUGUUGGAGAGAAAUCUAUAGCAAUGUUUGCUGAAGUGAUAGGUAGAGCAAAAACUAUUGUAUGGAAUGGACCACCAGGUGUUUUUGAGUUUGCCAACUUUAGUAAAGGAACCAAAUCUAUGAUGGAUGCUGUUGUCAAGGCAACACAAGGGGGAGCCACAAGUAUCAUUGGUGGUGGUGACACAGCUACUUGUGCAGCUAAAUACAACACAGAAGAUAAAGUCAGUCAUGUUAGUACUGGAGGUGGAGCUAGCUUGGAAUUGUUAGAAGGUAAAGAUUUACCAGGUGUAGCAGCUUUAUCAGACGCAUAAUAGAAGUGAACAAAUCCUGUAUAGAAACUUUCAAACUAAUUUGUGUACUUUAUAAUGUGAAUGUCAUGAUGGUAGGUCUGAUUUUAAUGUAAAAGUAUUAAACAUGAUAAGUGCUAAUUAAAAACUAUAGUAUUUAUAUUUAUUUAACAUUUACCAGUUUUUUUUGUUAUUGUAAGAUUUAUUUUGUUAUGAUAAGAUUGAAUUUAAUUCCUCAUACUAGAGUUCUGAUUUUUCUUUUUCCAAUGUUUAUUGUAUUUCUUUCUAAAAAUCUCUGUUUUCCCAAUCUGUGGUCAGAAAAAGAAGUUCAUUUGCAUUUGUAAAUGAAAUUUCACUGGUUCAUAUUCAAAUUUUGUCUAUUAUUUUAUCCAUAUUGAUAAAAACUCGUCACAGACCUUUAUAGUUUUUUUAAACAGUUUAUAAGCAUAUGGUACUGAUAUUAGCUCUUCACAUGAACGCCACAAUACAAGUUAUUGGCCAUACAGUCAUAAUGUCUCCUAGCUGUUAUUGGUUCAAUCAGUAAACCAAUGAUUUUAUCCCCUCAAAAUGCAAUCAUAAUCGAACUAUAAUACCAGAAAAUGUUUACUGAGAAGAUUGUUAUAUAUUAACCUCUUGUUAUCCAUUAACGUAUAUUAGCUGUGCUUGUUGACAAAAAGUUAAUAAAACUGAAAUUUC
Molecule: messenger RNA, 2021 nt
Organism: Mytilus californianus (California mussel)
Lineage: Eukaryota; Metazoa; Mollusca; Bivalvia; Mytilida; Mytilidae
Product: phosphoglycerate kinase 1-like
Exons: 12
Coding region: 102-1349 (415 amino acids)
Biological process (GO): glycolytic process; gluconeogenesis
Cellular component (GO): cytosol
Molecular function (GO): ATP binding; phosphoglycerate kinase activity; ADP binding
Source: RefSeq, a predicted model, not a curated record